Messenger RNA from Aphis gossypii (cotton aphid), 2713 nucleotides. RefSeq names its product growth/differentiation factor 8 (gene myo). Gene Ontology annotation, cellular component: extracellular region. The coding region runs from base 454 to 1878 and encodes 474 amino acids. Gene Ontology annotation, biological process: SMAD protein signal transduction. Lineage: Eukaryota; Metazoa; Arthropoda; Insecta; Hemiptera; Aphididae. The transcript has 5 exons. Gene Ontology annotation, molecular function: growth factor activity; cytokine activity. The record is from RefSeq and is a predicted model, not a curated record.
AAGACGGCCGCGGCGGCGGUCGGCGGGCCGGCGGCCGGACGGGAAAACACCAGUAACGGUCUGUCGGCUGCCGCGUGAACGUCCCCGGCCUUGUACAUACGCGACGUGUGUUCGUACCACCGCCACCGCACCGUCAUGAAUACGCGACGGCUGUCGUUGCCGCCGCCGCCGCCGCCGCCGUCACCACCACCACCACUGCCGUCGCAGUCACCACCACCGCCGCCGCCGCCGCCGCCGCCGCCGCCGCGAUAUCGCCGACACUGCCGCGGCCGCCGCCGAUGCGGCACGCACUUGGUUAACGGGCGUAGAACUUUCGAGACCGAUCGCCAGAAAAUAUAAUAUCUUUUUGCUUGCAGCGACACACACACACACGUGUAAAUAAUAUAUAGUACAUGACGCGCGAUUGAAUUUCGGACGUAAACGGUGGACGGAACGAUAAUCCCAGGACCUUUGAUGCGUUGGAAGAUGCCGAAUGUGGCGGUCGUCGCCGUUACCGUUGCCGCUCUGUUGCUGGUCGCCGCGGAAACGGUGUUGGCGGCCGGCGGCGGCGGCGGCGGCAGUGGCGGCGGUGGCGGUGGCGGCGGUGGCGGCGGCGGUGGACGACAACGCGGCGCGGCCACCGCCGCCGCCGACCGUCAGCAGGACUUCGACAGCGGCGACGACGAGUCCCCGCGGACGCCGGCCGCCGUGCAGUGCGCCAACUGUCUGGGCCACGAGGGCAUCAAGUCGCUGAGCAUCGAGCUGAUCAAAGCGUCGAUACUGAACAAGCUGGGCAUGCAGCGGCCGCCGGAGUUCGGUGGCCGGCUGCCGCCCCGGGUUCCCACCGAUCUGCCGCCGCUGCAGGAUCUGAUGCGCAAGUACAACAACGACCACAGCGGCUCGGUGGUGGUGAUGCCGCACCUCCGGCACAAGUCGCACCACAUGGACGACAGCGUCACCGACAUGCAGAGCGACGAGGCGAUCGGUUACUCGACCACCGCGGCCGCCGGCGCGUCCGCGGAGAACGCCAACAGCUACAACGUGGGCAACAUGGACGACGACGACUAUCACGUCAAGACGCACAAGCUCAUAGCGUUCGCUCAGCCGUAUCCCAAGGCGCAGAAACUAAAUGGCCACUAUCCGCUCUACUUUACGUUCUCCGAGCAAACGGGCCAGCAGCGGAUCACCGAAGCGAUCCUGUGGGUGUACAAGAGACGUUUGGACGUGGUCAUCGACGACCCGGUGGUCAUGAUAGAAGUACACAGAUUCAACCCAAACACCAAUCACCUGUCGUUCGUGUCCAGUAUAAAGCGCGUUAUCAACACGACCGAACCGGGCUGGGUGCCUAUUGACCUACAGAGGCGCAUGUCCGACUGGUUCAAGACCACGGACGGGGCCAAGAACUUGACGCUAACGGUGCACGCGUUUUACAUGAACAAGAACAUCACCCACGUCAGGACGCCGUACGUAACGGACGCCAGGAAAAGAGAAGACAUGACCGAGAUCCCGUACCUGGAGGUGCACACCGAAGACAGCCGGCGGUCUCGGGCCAAGCGCAACGUGCUGGGCAAGGACUGCGACGAAAACUCGAAAGAGCAGCUGUGUUGCCGGUACCCUUUGACGGUCGACUUCGAGGACUUCGGCUGGGAUUGGAUCAUCGCGCCCAAGAAGUACGAGGCCAACUACUGUUCGGGCGAGUGUCCGAUGGUGUUCCUACAAAAGUACCCGCACACCCACCUAGCACAGCUCACCAACAAGUCGGGUGCGUAUCCGGGCACCGGUCCGUGCUGCGCUCCCCGCAAACUAUCCGCCAUCUCUAUGCUGUACUUCGACCAGGACUUCAACAUCAUCUACGGAUUGUUACCCGGCAUGGUGGUGGAUAGGUGCGGGUGCAGUUAGAGAACAUCACCUCCGUCGCCGCAGUGGCGACCACGUCGUCAAAAAUAUGAUAAUAUUUAUUAUUAUCAUAUAUUUCGUCCCUGUUGCAUAUUGUCUUAUACCUAUAUUAUAUAUAUAUAUAUAUAUAUGUGUGUGUGUGUGUGUGUGUGUGUGUGUGUAUAUAUAUAUUAUUAGCGUUUUUAUCUUGUAUUUUGUUCGUCUGUUUGUUUAAAAUUCUACCCUCUAAUCAAACGUACCUGCGUGCAUUGGAGGAAUGUACGGAAUAUUUUUUAUAAUUUUAUAACUGGUUGUAUAAACACUGUUUUCUAUCAUAUGUACAGUGAAAAUGGUUCGCGUCCUAUAUACAUUUUCAUACUAAGAUUUGGGUUCUUAUAUUAUUAUGUAGGUAAUAAAACGAUAAUAGGUAUCUCGAAAUCUUUGACGUUUCUGUGACACAAACCACUAUUUUGAUUGUUCUGUGCAAUACCUUUUAAAUAGUAAAUUUAUGUAAUUUGCGACACGGGAAAAUAGUACGAGAAUCAGUCUUCCAUCCAUCCGCGAUAGUUAAACACCCGACAUCAAAACCUCCAAGAACAAAGUAUGACAUUAUACACUAAACUUCACAUAUAAGCGUUAUUAUUUGCAUUUAAUAUGAAUAGCAUAAUAAUAAUAUUAUAGUAAAUUUGUAGACGAUUUCUCUGUUUACGAACGUCUUUUUUAAAUCUACGAACAAUCUGCAGCAGGAACACUGCACUAGUCAAUUAUUACUCUUUGUCUCUACCUGUACCUAUAUUAUAUACAAGCGAAAACAAUAUACCAAACGGCAAUUAUAUGUAAUACUUAUAUAGCCAUUUUU